Messenger RNA from Pelodiscus sinensis (Chinese soft-shelled turtle), 2727 nucleotides. The record is from RefSeq and is a predicted model, not a curated record. Lineage: Eukaryota; Metazoa; Chordata; Testudines; Trionychidae.
CCAAGAGGAUGGGCCCAUCCAGCCUGGUGGCGAACAGCAUCCUUGCUGUCUUCUCUGCAAUGCAGCUUGGUCUGAUCUCUGCUAUGGCUGAGGAAGGGACAACUGUGUUUGGUGUUAUUGGGGAACAGAUGAUCCUGCCCUGCACUGACCAAGCCCAAAAGGAUGACGUGACUUGGAAGUACAAUGACCAAGUUGUGAUCCAGCAUCGGGGACGAGUCUUGAAAGGCAGAGCUCCGAUGGCCAGUCGAUCUGAAAUAAAUAUGCAUGAGAUGUCCAAGGGGAACUUCUCCCUGAAACUGUUGAAGCUGGAGAAAUCUGAUAACGGCACGUACAGCUGCACAGUCGGUGCCACAAAAGUCAAGAUCAAGCUGCAGGUGUUUGAAGCUACAAGAUCUUCAAGUGAAUCUCUCCUGCAGGGUGGAAAUCUCAUACUGCGCAUAAACGAGGUCCCAGGUACCACUGUCACCUGGUCUGACAACCACCGGGGCUCAGUGACAGCCACUGGGAGAAGAGAACUGAAGAACAGUGGACACCAUCUGGAGAUAAAGAACCUCCAGAUUGAGGACAGUGGAACCUGGAGGUGCCACAUCAAAUCUCCAUCUGCUUCGCUGACCAUACCCUAUGAAGUGAAGGUGAUAGGUUUUCAUAAUUUGAACCAGGAGACGGUCUACACGGCUGUUAAUUCCAGUGCCAACUUCUCCUACCAAAUGAACAAUAUCCUGCAGGAGAUGACAAAGCUGAAGAACAUCCGGGGAGCCUUGAUGUGGAAAUCAGAAGGAGAGAGCGAGUACAGGGAGAAGUUUAACUUUAACUUCUCGUCUGGUAGUCUGCGCUUGCCUAAGCAAAUGGCCAACCUGCAGUUUACAGCGAACCUGCAAGUGAAGAUGCCCAAAGUCCAGUUCCAGGAUGCGGGAUGGUAUCGGUGCCAGCUCACUCUCAAGCAGGGGAGUGUGAAGAAGGACAUACACCUGGUGGUCAUGAAAGUCUCUGCUGAGCCUGUCGGGCCGCUCUCCGAAGGGGUGAAUGUGACGCUACUCUGCAAACUCUCAGUUGCUGUCCCAGCCAUGGCCCAGCUCCUUUGGGAGCAUGUGAAUGGGACUGAAAAGGCAUGUCAGGGGCCAGGAGACACUGAGGUGAAGGUGAAGACCAGGAGUGUGGGGCUCUGGAGGUGCAGCCUCAGCAUGAACAACAGCAAGAUGAUCAGCACUGAAUACACUGUGGUAGAGGCAGAUGAACAGAACUACGUGCCAAUCUGGGCAGGAGUUGGAGUCAGCCCGGUGCUGCUUCUCCUUGCAGGCCUGAGUAUUUUCACCUGUACUGCCCGGCAGCGAAGAAGGCGGCGGGCUGAAAGGAUGGUACGAGCCAGGCGAGACUUGAUUGAAAGAAGAACAUGUCAGUGUCAAUUUCAGCUGAAGAAUGGCUAUUCCAAUGCUUGAGGCAGACGGGUGAACGAAGUCUCUGCCAGUGACAAGCCAUCUUGUAGCCCACAUCGCUUGCUUGGAUCCUACUCACCUUUCCUUCCUUCGGAGCGAUGCUUUGUUCUUUCACCCUUCUCCUAGCCUCAUUGCCAGGAAGGGAUCUUAUCAGGGUGUGGUUGGGAUAGGGUGAGCAGGACAAGCUCCCACCCCAGGCCAGGGUGAUGGCGCAGCCCCAGAUCCAUCAGGGAAUGUAUUGAAUGUAAAGUAUACAAAGAUGUAUUUUGCUCUUAUGCUUGAUUUGGCCUCCUGGAUUUUCUCUCUGAUGUUUCCUAUACUGCUCCAGAUGCAAUACAUCACUUUAGAGUUUUCAUUGCAAAAUCUGGCUUUACUUACCCCAUGCACCAAGCAUCUCCCCUUCACAUACCUCCCACUACUAGCCUCCCCAAACAUCUCCCCACAGCCCACCUCACUGGCGGCUAAGAAGCCCUCCCUGAUUCCUGCAUCCUGUGUUCCCCUUGCAUGCCCUCCCACCUUCCCCAAUCCAACUAUCCAGCCAGUAACAAGGAAUGCUGGAGACUUCCCCUCAGUCUGGUAUUUCCAUGCUUCCAAGGAUUUGGGGUGAGUCCUGAGGCAGCCUUAUUGUCCCUAAACAUAUGUUUUGUUUGUUAAUUUCCUGGGGUUUACAGAAGGUUGGUUACCAGGUGGAUUAGCUUCCUGGGGAGAGGGAUUACAUGGACGCUGCAAUGGGGAAGCUGCCCCAGUUGUGCUAACCCUUCUGAGAUGUGCCCCAAGGAGGUCUGUGUCUCUAGUCUAGAACAUGUAUGUCUCUGCAGAAGGGAUAGCGGUUGUAAUCCUGCCAAGAAAACCUGCUGCGUUUAGCAGUCACCAUAAUCGGUGGGCUGGAAAGAACCUCCUGGAGACAUCUGUGUCACCCUUCCUUCCUGAAACACCCGCCUCGCUCGGCCACUCUUUGGAACCUGGGUAUGCCCAUGAGCCACUGCAGCAGUACCUCAGGGUGUGUCUGCACUCCAGCCAUGGGGCUGCCCUUCUCGGGUCCCAGUGACGUGCACUCUUCCACCUACCACCAGCCUGUGUGUGACACCAGCCCUCAGGAUCUGUGACAAGGCCCAGAAUGAUACACCUCUUUUUCAGCCUCCUCCCACCCCCUGACUCUUUGUGUGGACCAGUGUAACAUCUGUUCUUGUCCGAGGCCUUAGUCUCACGUACAACAGCCCUCCCCCCCACAGCAGGCCCCCUUGCCCUCAACUGCCAGCACACCACAUGAAUACAGCUCUGCCAUUUGCUGGAG